This is a messenger RNA of Schizophyllum commune H4-8, 2041 nucleotides long. Its product is annotated as Flavocytochrome c. Bases 308 to 2041 code for a protein of 577 amino acids. Gene Ontology annotation, molecular function: FMN binding; oxidoreductase activity. NCBI's taxonomy places the organism in Eukaryota, Fungi, Basidiomycota, Agaricomycetes, Agaricales, Schizophyllaceae. The transcript is spliced from 13 exons. The record is from RefSeq and is a predicted model, not a curated record.
GAAGCCACUCACCUUUGUGGUCUAUGAGUCCCCCACGCGCCAUGACGGCCCAUGUAACCGGGUGCGUGCCUCGACGACGCCCCCGCGCCCCUCAGCUCUCCGUGAAUGCGUUGGCUGUGUGGGCUCGUGGGCGGAGGGGUGCGUAGCCGUGGGAGUGACAGGAUACCGGCCAGCGGACGCCGCCACGAUAAAUCAUACCUUGAACGGGUGUGUGAGGGCGAGGGGGAUUGUCCGCGUAAGCGCCGGCGGGGUUGAAGCACGAUCGUCCGGGGCGGUGCUGUUGGGCACUCGAGGAGGGUGUGGGCUGAUGGCAAAAGGCGACGCCCUACUCACGAGUAGGGUGGAAGGGUUGCAAUGUCUGGCGUCGAAGGAGGGUCGUUGGCAACGCUACUCAUCGUCUUUCGCGGACGGCCUAUGCGGCCUACAUCUGCCAACGAUCCCUACCAUGCCGGCACAUCACGAAGUAUCCAAGCCACUGGGCAACACUAGCAGUUGUCAUGCCACAUUGCCUGCCCCAGGUCAUUUUGUGGCUUGUAACGAUGGUCCCGUUCAACGAUCCGACUUCCAUGAGGUCGUUGUCGCUGGACGUACUCUUGGGCGCGUAGAACAUGCAAAUGUGGUCUUCGUGGUCUCUGCCUAUGAAGCUGCAAGCUUCCGGUACGCACGACACGCAGCCAUGUCGACCUCGCGAACGAUCGUUGUGGGCGGCGGUCUCGCCGGUUUGAGUGCGGCGCAUACGGCGCUAGAGAAUGGCGCCACGGUCGUUUUGCUAGAUAAGAAGCCUGCUCUAGGGGGAAAUUCAGUGAAGGCCAGCUCGGGAAUCAACGGCGCCGGCACUCCUGCCCAGCAAGCUAACAACAUUAUCGACACCCCCGAGGCCUUCUACCGCGACACCGAGGCCUCCGCGCGCGACCUCGCUCGCCCCCACCUCAUCAAAGCCCUCACCGACCACUCUGCCCCCACCCUCCAAUGGCUCGUCGACACCUUCGGCGUUGACCUCUCCCUCGUCACCCGCCUCGGCGGGCACAGCAUCCCGCGCACGCACCGUGGAAAGGGCGGCGCGCCCGGCUGGGCGAUGACCUCCGCGCUAGUGAAGGCGCUGGAGGCCAAGUCAGACCGUGCGCAAAUCGUCAAGGACGCGAAGGUGACGGCGUUGCUGAAGGACGGCGGACGCGUCACGGGCGUCGAGUAUGAGGUCGGCGGCGAGAGGCGCACCGAGCAUGGGGCUGUGGUGAUCGCGACUGGAGGCUACGCCGCCGACUUCGCCCCCGGCGGCUUUCUCGCGCAGCACCGCGCCGACCUCACCGCGCUCCCCACCACCAACGGCGAUCACGCUACCGGCGACGGCCACCGCCUCGCCGCCUCCCUCGGCGGCGCCCUCUGCGACAUGGACCAAGUCCAAGUCCACCCCACCGGCUUCGUCGACCCCAAGGACCCCGACGCGAAGACGAAGUUCCUCGCCGCGGAGGCGCUCCGCGGUGUCGGCGGGCUCCUGAUCGACAAGAAUGGGGCACGCUUCGUCAAUGAGCUGGAUCGGAGGGACGCGGUGACGGCGGCGAUGCAGAAGGCGGAGGCGCCGAUUAGGCUGCUGUUGAACCCGCAGGCGGCGGCGGCGUUGGAGGCGCAUUGCAAGUUCUACCAGUCUAAGGGCUUGAUGAAGCGGUAUGAGAAUGCGGCGGAGCUGGCGCAAGACACGGGACUCUCGCUCUCUUCUCUCGAGGCCACAUUCAAGUCGCAUCAGGCGUAUGCCGACGGACGCGAGAAGGACCCCUUCGGGAAGAGCAACUUCGACAACGCUACCUACACCCUUGACGAGCCGCUGCUGGUAGCGCAGAUGACGCCUGUCGUCCACUACACCAUGGGAGGUAUCACCGUUGACGACCAGGCGCGCGUCCUCGACGCAUCUGGCGCACCCAUUCCUGGCCUCUUCGCCGCUGGCGAGGCGAUCGGCGGCGUCCACGGGCGCAAUAGGCUCGGCGGCUCGUCGCUGCUUGAGGCAGUAGUGUUCGGCAGGAUCGCGGGCAAGAGCUCUACGGCGUAA